Molecule: messenger RNA, 3231 nt
Organism: Astrephomene gubernaculifera
Lineage: Eukaryota; Viridiplantae; Chlorophyta; Chlorophyceae; Chlamydomonadales; Astrephomenaceae
Source: the annotation of a GenBank genome assembly
GGGGAGGAGGUGGGGGUGUGGUGCUGCCUGCGUUGUUGGUGCCCAAGGCGCGGAGGAAUGGUGGGGGUCAGCAGCGGCGAUGAGGGGAGGGGGAGGUGGCGGCUGGGCGGAUGGAUAAGAAGAAGAAGAACAGGGAGAAAAAGAUGAGGAAGUGUGAAGAUGAGAAUGAAGAUGAUGUUGCGGAUGCAUGGAGCGAGCGUUGCUGUCGGGGGAAGAAGUGGUGCUGACAGUGCAGUGGUUGGGAAGGAAAAAGGGUGUUUGUUGGCAACUGCCGUAAUUCUUGGCAGAAGUGGUGUGAUGGGAGGGCUGCGGGGGAGGAUGGAGGAUGGAGGAGGCAUGGUCUACUGAAGGCGCAUAAGGAGGAUGGGUCGUGCUUUCUUCAGUGACGGGGGUUGUACCCAGUAAUGUGCUCCCAAAGCGGUUGGGUGGUUGGAUGUUUGUUUGGUUGCAAGUACCAUCAUGCGACCAUAUGCCUUUUAUUCCCAUGUAUUUGGCCCUUCUUGAGCCCAUUCGUGCACCGAGGGAGGGAUGUAGUCCUCGUUGGCUCGUCCCUGACAUGAAUCCUGGGGGCGAGUGGGGGCACGUGCGUGUGCGCUCGGGGAUCCGUCCGGGGGGGAUGUUGUGACACGUGGCACGUGCACGCUGCUUGCUGGGGCCGGCGGGCGGACUGAUUGACUAAAUAGCAUGCUAGCACAAUGCAUGUAUUUCCUCCACCUUCUGGUGUGAUCAGGAAUGACCACCCGUGGGACGGUUGAUAUUGGCAACUAUGAAGACUUUAUUGAUGGCAAUCAUGUUUUGGAGGGUUUGCGCGGGGCUGCAUGUUCCAUACAAGUGACGAAAGGAUCUGCGCCGGGGCAGAGGCAGGGAAGAACACGUGUGUUGAUGUUCACACGUGCGAAGAGCUGCGAGGAAUGCGCGAGCAUGCAUCUUAUUAUAACACGUGUCCACCUUGAUACUAAACAAAACACACAUACAUAUCUGUGUGUAGUUUUCUUGACACAUCCAUGUGUGUGUGUUUUGAUUUGACACACGCAAAGUGAUUGUCGUAUUCGCCUGCGGUUGUCGUGCGUCCACAUGACACGGGAGGACGUGUUGUUGGCGACUUGUAAUGCAGGUGGACGAAGUAAGAGGUUUUCCUCCGGGGGACGUACGCGUGGUGGUUGCGCGCAGAAGAGACAUACGGGCUGUUGGAACAAGUGUUGGUUGGAUUUUUGAAAUUUAAAAAUUUGGAUCGGCUGGGGGCCGUAUGAUGGCUGUGGAGGAACGCACGACCAUGCCUCGUGACAGCUGCGGCGCAAUGUGAUUCCAUGAGGUUUAGUGUGGCCCCUUCUUAUGCCCUUGUGGCUAUAACCGGGAUGUGAGCGAAAGGGCACAAACGACCUAAUGCAGGGGCAGCUAUUAGCAAGGUGGUGCUGUACGGCAGUUGAGGUAGUUGGACUUGCAACCUACUGGGUGUACGGCUACUCACGCCGUUGUCGUUGCGGCCUGUCAAACAGAAAUGCGAAUUGAUGUGGUGGUUGAGUCCUGAAGGUCACAUGGACGCGGGCAGAGGAAUGUUUCUGUUGUGGGGUUUCUUGACGCCGUUGUGUUGCACUUGUGUUUAGCAUGGGUAGGACGUUGACGUUGCCGGACCCUCCUGGUUUGGCUGCUAUGGCGCAGCUGAGCCCUAGGAGGAGCAGGAAGCUGGUGUUGCAGUCCCUGCAAAGUAUAAGGGCUCCGCGGGCCCACCGGUGUGCAACCGCCGUCAAGGGUAACGAGGUUUGCUUGGGACAUCGGACACGUUGAUAUACUUCAGUACUUGGGAUGGAAGCUGAUGGAAGCCUGGAGCUCUUCAUCCGACCGCAGCACGCUUCCUGUCCACGGCAAGGACCAUGACCGUUGGAUCUAUUUGCCAGCUGUACGACGCACGUUGCUGCGCGAGGCGUGUGCUGUGUGGCAUGAGAGGCGAUCCUGUGGAGGGUUUCGUGCCGCGGCCUCGGACUGUCCCUCCCAAAGGAGGUCCCAACACCCUCAAGGAACCGCGGGCCGCAUUGCUUUCCGUGUCAACACAGCAAGAGCCGGUAAAAGCCAUGGUCAUGGUUGCAUGCCUUCGCCGGGAUCUCCAGUUGCUGCAUGGUUGGAGGGGUUUCACAUUGCGACUUGACCCGCUGCGACAUGGCGCAGGCGGUAAUGGAAAAGGCGCUUUUUCCCGAGGUUUCACAAUGAUGGUCCAUAAGUCAAUCCAGGAUAGUUUUACAAGAAAUCUUGGCACAAGUUCGGCACUGAUGGCGGUCUGUUGCCUGUCGUGCCUGGAAUCGAUCAACCCUAUGGGACGAGCUUGCAUGAAAUCCCCAUUGAUACAUCGGGAAGAGUUAUUCGACUUUUAUGAACAUAAUUGCAUUCGACACGUGCUUUGCAUUACCGCCCAACUUCCUUUCAACCCCAGAUUUCCAACCAUUGUUGCCGAUCGCGAGGGAAGGAUAGUAGUUAGGUCUCCCAAGCCGUCGUAAAGUAACCCGUCAAAUAGUAGUUGUGCCGACACCUUAUCCAAUGCCGUUUCGACUUUAGGGCACCGCUUUUGCCCUUGGGGGUGUCGGCGCCCGGGCUGUCGCUAUCAUUGUACAUGCUAUGACAGCUCAAUCUGAACCUAUGGAGGCGAGCAAUGAGGCUCCAAAGGAGCGUUUUGAGUCGGAGCGCGGGAACUCGGGGUCAGCACAGCCGGCGCCAUGCUCCGAUUUUAUAGCCAGCGAGGCUGAUCUUAUAGCAUUUACCAGACUUCCGUUAGAAGAGCGGGCUCUAACAGCUCAACUUCGCGGCGUCCUUGCGGAGUCGGCUCUCACAGGGCGCAUCCGCUACAAAUGGCCCUUGCUAAGACCGCUGGUUGACUUUGUCCUGGAGCAGGUGUUGACAGCCUACGACGCCGAAACCCGGGUAGAGGUAGGGCCUGCGGGCCCCGACUCCGUAUCUGAAACCAUCGAGCGCUUCCAAAAGCUGCUUUCCGCCUUUAGCGACGCGCCCUGGACCUUCCAACGCCUCUGUGAAAUCCUGUUGGAGCCCAAGCGGCAGUACUCCCGCCUGCCAAAGCUCGUCCUGGCCAUCGAGAAGUGCCUGCUGGUCACUACCGAGCAGCCGCCCACGGAGGCCGAUCAGCUGCCCCCGCCGCCCCUGUGCACCGUCCUGGGUCCCGUCAACACCAACCCGCCCCCCGUCUACAGCAACACGCACCACCAUGCAGGGGCGGGCGGCGGCAGC